This is a messenger RNA of Homarus americanus (American lobster), 1035 nucleotides long. RefSeq names its product calphotin-like. The coding region runs from base 81 to 941 and encodes 286 amino acids. The transcript has 3 exons. The record is from RefSeq and is a predicted model, not a curated record. Lineage: Eukaryota; Metazoa; Arthropoda; Malacostraca; Decapoda; Nephropidae.
CUUACACCUCCCCUUUCUCAGAGGUAUAUAAGGGGCGCGCCCCUUGAUACCGGCAGUGUUGCUGCUCUCCUCACCGCAUCAUGAAGACUCUGGUUUUGUUUGGCGUGAUUGCUGCGGCUCUGGCCCUCCCAGUGCCUGAAGCUGAUCCUGACUGUGUUGAGGCAGUUCUGCCUUAUGCUGGGUAUGGUCUAGCUGCCGGGUAUGGUCUGGGUGCUGGGUAUGGACUAGCUGCUACUGGGUAUGAUCUGGCUGCUGCCCCUGUUGCCUACGCUCAGGCCCCUGUUGCCUACGCUCAGGCCCCUGUUGCCUAUCCUCAGGCCCCUGUUGCCUAUGGUCAGGCCCCUGUUGCCUACGCUCAGGCCCCUGUUGCCUACGCUCAGGCCCCUGUUGCCUAUCCUCAGGCCCCUGUUGCCUAUGCUGCUCCUGCCCCAGUACCCGUUGCUCUGCCCCCAGCACAAGUGCAGGUGCCCAUCACCAGUACUCAUGUGGAGGUGCCUGUUCACCAGAAGGUCCACUACGGCACUCAGAGUUACGUAGCCGGAGCCACCACCACCAUCCAUAAGCCAUCCCUGGCUGCCCCCGUCAUCGCACCACCCACCACCCUCCUCUCCAAGAUCACCCACAAUGCCCCAGAGGUCACCAUCCAGCGCCAGGAGAUCCCUGUCGAGAAACACACCCCCAACUUCGUCGACACCCCCUACCACGCUGGUACCAUCAUCCAGUACACUGAGCCUGAGAUCAAGGAGAUCAAGGUGCCCACACCAUAUGCCCAGCCAGUACCCGUGGCUCAACCCGUGCCCGUGGCUCACCCCGUGCCCGUGCCCACUCCAGUGCACUCCGUCACCGUCCACCAGGCUGCCCCCGUGGCAUACGCUGCCCCCGUCGCUGCUGCUGUCGCACCCUUUGCCUACACAGGUGUUGUCGCUGCUGACGACUGUUAGCUCCACAGAUCAGGAAACUCCGCAGAUAUUCACGCCAAACAUAAGCCUCUUCUGAUGUAGAUUUUUGUAAAUUGAAAUAAACCCUUGAAAUGUU